This is a messenger RNA of Schistocerca serialis cubense, 5655 nucleotides long. RefSeq lists its product as uncharacterized. The record is from RefSeq and is a predicted model, not a curated record. Lineage: Eukaryota; Metazoa; Arthropoda; Insecta; Orthoptera; Acrididae. Bases 916 to 5655 code for a protein of 1579 amino acids. The transcript has 5 exons.
GUCAAUAGCUGUGUUAUUGAUCUUGCUUCAAAGACCUACCAAAAUAACCUUAAUGCUCUUGGCAGUGGGGCUAGCAUACAGAAGGCAACAACGAGGUUGUCAACAUUACCUAUAAAUGAGAAGUUCAUAAUACUACGAGCAAAAAGGGUUACUACACCCUUUGGUCCAGCGGUGCUUGUGGAAUUAGAAAGCACAAAAGUCUUUCUUCCUACUCGGUUUUCUAAGAUGAGCGAUGAAGAUUUGGAGUACCUCAACAGUGGAAAAGUUCAUUUAACAUAUACUGGAAGAGUUGAGGAAAAUAAUAUGGACACAGUUAGUUUUUGUGUAGACUAAGAAGAGUGUUUAUAGUGUGUUUUAUAGUGUGUCUUGUAGAGUGUUUUAUAGUGUGACUAAUUACUUUGCGUUUAGAAAGAAGAAAAAUGUCUUUAGAAUUUAAUAAAGUAUGUGCACAUGGGAAUGUGAAGGUUGUAGAUGUCAACAGUUUUGUGGAUGAUGGGUGUGAUAGAAAACUUAAAGAUGAGGAUACACUCAACUUCAGAUUUAGAUUACACAGUGUCAGUAACAAUUUUUUAGAAUAUAAAAGGCUUCUGGAAGAAGUAAUUUUGAAAGAAAUAAAUGACAAGUUCUGUAAAGGUGAGCAUUACUUAGCUUAUCUGAGAUACAGCAAACUCCAGUGUACUUAUGAGACUGAACUUUUCGUAUUCAAUCCAAAAGAACUUGGAGUACACUACUUCAAAGAAUUGUUAUAUAUAUUACAGACAUCUUCGAUAUCAGAUUCUGUGUUCUGUAGAUAUGACCAAUGUGAAGCAGAGUAUCAUUUGAAAACAGAUUUCUCAAACAGAGAAAUCAAGUGUGUAUAUUCAAAUUGUAAGCAAUUACUUCUCGGUACAGAUAGACUGUACAAACUGUGGGGGCAUGGCUACUAGUGCUCUACCGCAAAAGCGAAGAAGUGAGCAAGCAGAUGUAGAAUUAGAAUGGACUGAUAGACAAUCAGCAUUCCGAAAACGUAUUUGUACUGGUGAAAUAUAUAAUCAUAACAUUCAAGACCCACGACUUUUUUUGGAAAGGUGUUUUCCAUUGUUUAAAACAAAUGUUGAAACAAAACAUCAGGCUUUGAAAAUCAAUUGUUCUCUUUUGUGCAUAUUCCUCUCACCAAUAUCUGCUGAGGAAAAGGAAAUUUAUAUUUCUUCUAAAAAUAAAGAGUUUUUUAUUUCUGAUGAUAUAUAUGCAUGGUACACAGAACAUGUUGUGGAGGCAAUCAUGAAAAAAUUUGAUUCAUUUCAAGAGAGAGAUUCAGGUUUAGCAUUAAAGGAAAUUGUAAAGCUUUGUGUAAAUCUUAAUGUAAAUAAAGGCUUUCGAGUUGGGGGGAAUCAUGAAUUGCCUGAUGUAAUUAGAGACAAGAGAGCAGUAGUUAGCAUACAUAGCAGUGAUAAUGAAUGUUUUAAAUGGGCAGUGUUAUGUGCUUUGUAUCCAGUGAAACAGAAUAAAUAUAAGUUGUCUAAUUAUAAAAAAUUUGAAAAUGAACUUAAUUUUACUGGAAUUCCAUUUCCAAUGGAGUUUAAAUAUCUUACUCAAUUCGAGAGGCAGAAUCCAGGUAUAUCAGUUAAUGUCUAUGGAAUUCAGUAUGAUAAUGGUGAUUGGAUGGUUGCAAGGAAAAAUAUUACUCAAAAUAAAGAGUUUAAUUUUGUACCUAUACAUAUAAGCAAACAAAGAUAUAAUAGGCAUGCAAAUCUAUUAGUACUUCAAACUGAUUUUUCUAAUAUUUAUCACUUCUACUGCAUAACCAAUCUAUCUCGUUUGAUGAGAUCUUCACUAACAAGCCAUAAACAAUCGAUUCACUUCUGUGAAAGAUGUUUGUGUUACUUUUACACAGAGGAUAAACUGAAGGUGCAUUUGGAAGAUUGUAUUAAAUUUCAGGCUGUGAGAACAGUAAUGCCAAGUAAAGAAACUAAAACUAUACAAUUUCAAAACUACUGCAAUAAGGAAAAGGUACCAUUUGUUAUUUAUGGUGAUAUUGAAUGUAUGUUACAACCUCUCACAACAUGUUCUCAAAGUAGUGAGAGAUCUCAUUCAGAACCUGUUCAUGUUCAUGUUCCAUACAGUGUUGCAAUGUAUGUACAUUGUACUCAUGAUGAAAAAUAUUCCAAUUUUUACUUGUAUAGAGGGUUAGAUUGUAUGAAGUGGUUUACUGAUAAUCUAAAUGCAAUUUCGGACAAUAUAUUACAGUACUUUAAGAAUAAAAAGCAAUUACAGAUGAAUGAUCAGGACAAAGAGUUCUUUGAAAACGCUAAAACAUGCCAUAUAUGUAAAAAACACUUCCUUACAACUGAUGUAAGAGUCAAGGAUCAUUGUCAUUUUACUGGAAAAUUUCGUGGAGCAGCACAUCAAUCUUGUAAUUUAAAUUAUAAGCCUAGUGUGAUAAUACCAGUAAUAUUCCAUAACUUAACGAACUAUGAUGCUCACUUUCUUAUAAAAGAUUUAUGUGAAUGCAAGGUAUCUGAUGAGGAGAAAGAAAUUUCAAAAAAGAAUGAAAGCCGUGUCACCUUAAUACCUACAAAUACUGAAAAAUACAAGUCAUUUACAAAAUAUGUGAAAAAAGUAAUAGGUGAUAAAUCAUUUGGCUUCAUUAAAUACCGAUUUAUAGACUCUCUAAAUUUUUUAGCUUGUUCAUUAGAAAAAUGUGUCUCAUAUAUGGAUAAAUGCUCUUUACAAUUAACAAGAAAAUAUUUUAAUGAUGAAAAUCAGUUCAGUUUAGUAUGUCAGAAAGGUAUAUUCCCAUAUGAGUAUAUCACUGAUGAAAUGAAAUUGCAAGAAACAAAACUACCACAGAGAGAACAUUUCCAAAGUCUUCUAACUGGUGAAACUGUAUCACACUUAGAGUAUAAACGUGCAUAUGAUGUAUGGGCUCUUUUUAAAUGUAAAACUAUUGGAGAUUAUUCAGAUAUAUACUUAAAAUCUGAUGUUCUAUUGCUUGCAGAUGUAUUUGAAAAUUUCAGAAAAUUAUGUCUUGAUACAUAUAAAUUAGAUCCUGCUCAUUAUGUAACAUCACCAGGUUUAGCUUGGGAUGCUCUUCUUAAAUCUACAAAUGUAAUAUUGGAGUUAAUUACAGAUGUAACCCAAUUACAAUUUGUUGAAAGAGGAAUCAGAGGAGGUAUUGUUCAUUGCUCACACAGACAUGCUGUAGCUAAUAACAAGUAUAUGAAGAGUUAUGAUUCUUCUAAGGUAGAAUCAUUCAUUGGGUAUUUUGAUGUAAAUAAUCUGUAUGGGUGGGCAAUGAUGCAAUACUUACCUGUUGGUAAUUUUAAGUGGUUAACAGCAGAUGAGGUACAAACAUUCAAUGUAAUGAAUGUAUUGGAUGAAGCUGAUGUUGGAUACAUAUUAGAAGUUGAUCUGAAGUAUCCCAAAAAAUGUCAUGACCAACAUCAAGAUUUUCCUUUGUGCCCUGAGAAAAUGAAAUCUCCUAAGAGUAAUAGUAAAGCCCCACCUAGAUUAAUGUGUACACUUUAUGAUAAAACGAAAUAUGUUUUACAUUACAGAAAUCUUAAACAAAGCCUCUCUUUAGGUCUUGAAUUAGAAAAGAUUCACAGAAUUCUAUCAUUUUCUCAGAAGGCAUGGAUGAAACCAUAUAUUGAAAUCAACACAAGAAAAAGGAUUCAAGCUAAAAACGAUUUUGAAAAAAACUUUUUUAAGUUAAUGAAUAAUAGUACCUUUGGUAAGACUAUGCAAAAUGUAAGAAAAAUGCGAGAUGUUCGAUUGGUAACCUCAUGGAAUGGUAGGUAUGGUGCAGCAGCAUAUAUUGCCCAACCAAAUUUUAAGAAGAGGGUUAUUUUCGAUGAAUCUUUAGUUGCUAUAGAAAUGGCAAAAACAUCAGUAGUAUUUGAUAAACCGAUUGCGGUAGGAAUGACAAUCCUUGACAUUUCUAAAACAAGUAUGUUUAACUUCCAUUAUAAUUAUAUGUUGAAAAAUAUACUACAUCUUUCACAUGAUGCAGUCAACUUUGGAAACAAACGUGUUUCAGGUUUGCGAGAUCCACUGGAGAACAGUGAUGCAUCUACCAAAAAGUAUGUUGAUAGUUCCAUAACUAGUCUUAGAAGCAACCUUUCUUCUCCUAAGGAAAAUAAUGAUGCUAGCACAAAGAAAUAUGUGGAUGAUUCAUUUAUACAGCUUAAGAAGCAGUUUGAGCAAAAAAUGGACUUGAAAUACAAGAGCUUCUUAGAGUCCGAUGAUAGAACCAAUGUCAUGCAACUUAAAGGUAAACGACUAAGUGGGGUCAUAGAUCCAUUAAUAUCAAGUGAUGUGGCUACAAAGGGUUAUGUGGAUAGAAAAUAUAAUCAGUUAGAAGUAAAAAUCAGACCACUUGUCGAUUCCUAUAAGAUUCCUCAGAAUGAUUUACUACUGAAUAAUUUAUCAGUCAGGGAAGGUGUUCUUGAUAUAAACAAUAUGAGAAUUGAAAAUGUUUUGGAUCCAAUUAAUAUGUAUGAUGCUGUUAAUAAGAAAUAUGUUGAAAAUAUUGUAAAAAAAAUCGAUCAUAAAGUAACAUCUAUGUUAGAAAAUGAGAAUAAUAUUCGAGUUAAAAUGUCACAGCCUAAUAUAAAUAUGUUAGAUCUCUUUGGUGUAACAGAUCGAGUGUUUGAUAUACAACAUAAGCGUGUUGCAAAUUUGCGAGAACCAAUAAUAGAAACAGACGCAGCUAACAAAGCAUAUGUAGAUAAAACGCUCUCUAAAGAAAAAGAGAUUAAAAGAAAAAAACAAUUGGAGGAAGAAUUGAAGCCAGUUUCUGAUCCUCUGAGAGAACUUGUUUCUAUUAGUAAAAGAGAAAAACUUUCAUAUCCUACAUUUACAGCAUCUCAUUAUAAAGAGGAAGUGAAACCAGAAAAUCUUAUUUCACCCGAUGUUAUAUCAUAUGAUCAAGAGGAAAAAGUGGAAGAUGAUGAGAAACCAGAUAUUCUCACUUCACCUGAUGAGACAUUAGUAUCAUCAAUAUUAAGGCAAAUUCCUCCUAAAGAACGUGAUGAAGUGUAUGGUAUGAGAUAUGAUCUCCGUAAUGGGUGGAUGAUAGGGAAUGAAAAAGCGGUAAUUGAUGGAGCGGAUAUAAUCAUUAAUGAUGUAACAUACAAUGGUUCAAAAGGAUUAUAUAAUCUACUUCUUAGAAAAAAACCUUUAGCUAGAAGCUAUACAAAAUCUGAUCUUCUUACGUAUGCAAAAAUUUUAAAAGCUACCAAUGCCCAUAAGAAAGGUUAUUCUGCUCAUAAACCAGUUAAUAUUAAUAACAGUAUAAAAUAUAAAACAAUCAUACGACGCAUACUUCAUUUAAAUCGGUCUGAUGUAAGCGAAGUUCGAAAAUCAUCUCGAGCAAAUUUACUAAAAGCACAUCGUCAGCUAAGUGAGGAAACUUUGGAAAGUGAACCUAGUAUUCAUAGUGGUAAAGGAAUUACUGUAGAUGAGAAAGAAACAGAAGGUAAUGUUCCAGAAGUAAAACAGUGGAAGACAUAUAGCAGCAAUUUACCUCCUGAUUAUGUGUACUGGGAUGACCCAAAUGAACUUGUUGAACGUCUUUUCUUUUUGCAUGGGCCAAAAGCAGCAGGUAAUUCAUCACAUGACAAUGAGAUUAUUUCUAUUGAAGAAGAAUUACGAGAAGCUGGAAUAAUUAUGUAA